Messenger RNA from Physcomitrium patens, 2817 nucleotides. RefSeq names its product NAC domain-containing protein 10. NCBI's taxonomy places the organism in Eukaryota, Viridiplantae, Streptophyta, Bryopsida, Funariales, Funariaceae. Gene Ontology annotation, molecular function: DNA binding. The record is from RefSeq and is a predicted model, not a curated record. Gene Ontology annotation, biological process: regulation of DNA-templated transcription.
CAGCACGGCCCCUUGCUGCAACAACUAGGAAAAUAUCUUUGCCGUAGCGCCUUCCUGUGGUCCUUGUUGCGUAAUCCUGAAGCACUCUUGCAAAAAUUUCAUGAACCUUAGAUGCACAGCGCUCAAUAUUAACCUUUAGAAGGUUUCAAAGAUUAGUAAGGGUUUUUGUACCUUUUGUGACCUCUGAAAUCAAUUUGAGGUAAAGGUGGCUCUGGUGAAGCCUGAAUACCACAGUACCCUUGAAUUUGUCGUCGAAUACUUCGUCCACACAGAGCAUUGAAUUUGUGUAAGAGAGACCCUCUCCUAGUAAGAUUCCGUGGGAAUUUAUGAUCCAAAUGUGCAUACAAGAACAAAAAGAAUUCCCUUCCUAGAACUUGGAGCCUCGAUCGCUUGAAGGUGAAUUGUCAAUUUCGAGAAAUUUCAGGUUGAGGUGCGUUUGAGUCCAGUCGGUACAUGAGAGUACUGCUGGAUAAGUUGUCAAGUAAAAACGAUCGCAAGAGCCCGUCGGUAAAAGUGGACCUUGAUCCUGCGAAAGGAGACUACAUGUGUGAAUGCACCAGUGCAGUGCCGAUUCAAGAGGCCCGAUGCUUCGGAAGUCGAUGUACUAAUGCGGAAAGCGUUAAAAUCCAUGGUCACCAGGUUGUCCUUCCCUGCCAUACCACGCCUUUACUAUCUUGCAAUCCUCUCUCACCUGUCUAAGCUGCUUGUCGGGGUUUCCCAAAAGCGAACAGUUCAUCUUGUCCGUUAUCCUCUUCUAAAAGUCCCGGUAGUGUCAAAGCCAAUCAUACCGUGUCCAAUCGAGAACAUUCAUAUUCAUAUGUAUUAGAAAACCAAGGAGAACAGGAGACAAGUCUGAGUUUGGCCUGCGUUUCGAAAGUGAAGUCCUGAGUGUGAGAAAGCUUCUUCAGAUACUUGUAACAUUUGGAAAAACUCGCUGCGUCUUCGGAGUUUACCAGAACUGUGGUGAACAUGGAGUUAGGCCGAGGAUCUAUUGACCAACUACAAUUACCUCCAGGGUUCCGGUUCCAUCCAACCGACGAGGAGCUUGUGCUGCACUACCUCCGUCGGAAGGCCGACUCUGACGCCUUCAAAAUCCCCGUCAUAGCCGAGGUCAACCUCUACAAGUUCGACCCUUGGGAUCUCCCUAAUAAGGCGCUGUUCGGCGACAGGGAAUGGUAUUUCUUUUCUCCGAGGUAUAGAAAGUAUCCGAACGGUGCAAGGCCCAAUAGAGCUGCGGCGAGCGGGUACUGGAAAGCCACAGGAACGGACAAGCUCAUCCAUAUGUCCACUGGGCACGGCAAGGUCGGCGUGAAGAAGGCCCUGGUGUUCUACCGGGGGAAGGCACCCAAGGGCGAGAAGACGAACUGGAUCAUGCACGAGUACCGCCUCGCGGAAGGCGUCUCAACCUCCAAUAACCAUCACCGAAGGGGCUCUCUGCGUCUAGAUGAUUGGGUCCUGUGCCGAAUUUAUGAAAAAACCACCCAUGCCCAGCGAGCUGGAAAGGAACAGGAAAAUUCCUGCGUCGAGGAGGUGUUAGCGUCUCUUCCUAACUCAAUUGAUGACUCUAGGCUGGCGCUCCCACACCUAAAUACUUCGAAUGGAAGCCUAGAAUUUGCGGUUCAGCAGGAGGCACUCGUGGACAGCUUGCUCGUGGAGAACAGUUCGGAGAAUGGGUGUCUGUCAGCCAGCUUCGACAGUCUUCAAAGGGAAACUAUGUCGAAUAACCCAGGCGUUUCGGUGCAAGAUUUGCAAAACUUGACCAAUGAAUGGAAAUUGCAGCAAUCGAUGGCUACUGACCAUGAUAAUCUAGAGAGAUCUAGGCUUAUGGAGCAGCUUGCAUCAGUCCCUUCAGUCCAUCGACUGGCUGUCAGUACUCAACCUAUGGCCGACGGCGGUAUGGCCCAGUUCCAACACCCGCCGAGAUCUUACACCUUCGGCCAGAGGAACUGCCAGGAGAAGCCUAUGCCGGCAGGUCGCUCCGCAUCUGAUGAUGAAGUGCAAAGCAUGUUCCGGGCAACAGCCAUGGGGUUCACAAAUACUGGCUCAAGCAAUGCUCAUGGGCUGGAAUCCAUGUUUUCGGGGAUGGGUUACGAGGCCCAGCCAAAUUUGUCAUGUGGGAGACCUGGGGGACUUGAGAAUUGGGCCUAUCCCAUUAUGCCAUCACAACCUAGAAUGGACUUCAACUUCAACUACGCCCCCAAAAGUACUUUCAACUGACGCUCCAAGACCAAAACAUUAAAACUUCCCCAAGUUGCCAUGACGUGGGCCUCUUCAAUUGCGACGAGCAAUCUUUCAAUCUGAAAAUCCACCUGUUCGAUGUGUAACUCUUGCUCAAUCACCAACAGCCAGUGGUUCUCCAAGUCCUGGUGAUAAGUGAAGUUACGGACAAUGCUGGUAGAGUUUUCCAAAGUGUGCUCUUGUUGUACAUAUUGCUGCACAAUUCAUAUACAGUUUAGAUAGUCGGGAGUGGAAAACAGUGAUCCAUUAACACGAUUGGGCUUGCAAUCUAGACGCAAAGCGCGUAUUAGCGACACGUUAGUUAGUUAUGAUACAGCUCCCCUUCAAUUCAUUUCCCAAUCCCCUAGAUAGCACAUAGAUCACAUUUUCAAGUGAAAAUUGAAAUGGGCCACAUAUUGGGUAGACAUGGUUAUAAGGGGGUGCGUUUCCAUAGCACUAAGCGCAACAGAUCUCACCUCCAAAUCCGUAAUGGUAAUUCAUACGCAGGAAUGGGAUACAGCGCAUCGAUUCUUUGCAGGCUCCCUGUUAAUAAAGAGACCUGCUCAGGCUGGGCAGGCAAUACCAUAAAACCUGAAACAA